This is a messenger RNA of Trichomycterus rosablanca, 3824 nucleotides long. RefSeq names its product methylenetetrahydrofolate dehydrogenase (NADP+ dependent) 1 like (gene mthfd1l). The coding region runs from base 37 to 2967 and encodes 976 amino acids. The transcript has 28 exons. Gene Ontology annotation, biological process: tetrahydrofolate interconversion. NCBI's taxonomy places the organism in Eukaryota, Metazoa, Chordata, Actinopteri, Siluriformes, Trichomycteridae. Gene Ontology annotation, cellular component: cytosol. Gene Ontology annotation, molecular function: methylenetetrahydrofolate dehydrogenase (NADP+) activity; formate-tetrahydrofolate ligase activity; ATP binding. The record is from RefSeq and is a predicted model, not a curated record.
UCACCCGGUUCCUCAUCCUCCAUCACAGUGCUCAUCAUGAAACUCUCCCCGGCUUUACACCGAGCCCUCUCCCGGCGGGCACCCCGAACCGACAGAGUGUUCGGUCUGCGGAGGAGUUCGGUACCGGAGAACCGCGGUACUUUGUGGCUCCCGGUUCGGUACGCGGUGUCUGGUAGUAUCGGUGGUACCGGUACUUCUGAACCUGCUUUCAGAGUUCAAACCCAGCAGAGGAACGUCGUGGCAACCCAGAGAGAAAAUACCAUCAGUGACGUUAUCCAGAGGAGCAGUGAGGAACUCGCUUCUGUGCUGAAAACUCUUCCAGGCAUCAAGCCCACGCUGGCCAUCAUACAGGCUGGUGAAGAUGAUCCUAUACUGGACACAAAUAAAAAAAUGGCUGGAAAGGUUGGUCUGAAUGUGAUGCAGAUCUGUCUGCCCCCGCACUGUACAGAAGAAGAGGUGAUAGAGGAGGUGCUGAAGUUGAAUGAGGACCCGAACGUUCAUGGAGUGUUCCUGUGUCUUCCUCCUUCAGUCCUCUCCAGAAGAGUUCUGAACACCAUCAGGCCUGAGAAAGACGUGGACGGGGUUUCUGAUCUGAACGUGGGGCGGUUAGUAUCAGGAGCUCUUUCAGAAGGUUUCUCCUCACCUGUAGCUGGCGCUGUGCUGGAACUGCUGGCCACACACAACGCUCCUCUGGCUGGGAGGAAGGUUGUGCUGGUGGGGCUGGAAGGACCUUUAAAAGGGAUUCUCCUGUGUCUGCUGCAGAACGAGGGCAUGGAGGUGCAGACGAGCCGCUGGAGCUCCGACGGGCUGCAGAAGCAGAUCAAGCAGGCGGAUGUGGUGGUGAUUAUGGGAGCUGGACACACCACGCUCCCACUCAGCUGGUUUAAACCGGGAGUGACUCCCAUUCACUGUGGUCCUGUCAUAAUGCCAGGCUCUUCAUCUCAUGAGAAGAGGAGGGUUGAGGCUGAAUGCUGGGCAGCGGUUACAUCCAUGAGUGCAGCCCUCAGGAUGCAGAACAUAGUGACGAGCAGUAAGAGGUGGGUGGAACGACAGCAGUACCGGCCAUGGACACUCCGAGCUCUGAAGCUCCAGCCUCUGUCACCAGUGCCCAGUGACAUUGAGAUCUCCAGAGCUCAGACUCCAAAGCCCGUAGUGCAACUGGCAGAGGAGAUCGGCCUGCUACCAGAGGAACUGGAGGCCUAUGGGAGAUCCAAAGCCAAGGUUCAGCUAUCAGUGCUCAAACGCUUGAAGCAGCAGCCUAACGGCAAAUACGUCCUUGUGGCAGGCAUCACCCCGACUCCUCUCGGCGAAGGUAAAAGCACGGUGACCAUCGGGCUGGUCCAGGCGCUCUCGGCUCACCUCAAACUCAACUCCUUCGCCUGCCUCAGACAACCAUCACAAGGACCCACUUUCGGAGUCAAAGGUGGGGCAGCAGGUGGAGGAUAUGCUCAGGUCAUCCCUAUGGAGGAGUUUAAUCUGCAUCUCACUGGUGAUAUUCAUGCCAUAACGGCAGCCAACAACUUGGUGGCAGCAGCCGUUGAUGCCCGAAUCCUGCACGAAGCCACGCAGUCUGAUAAGGCCUUGUAUAACAGACUGGUUCCAUCAGUGAACGAAGUGAGACGCUUUUCUCCCAUCCAGCUGGAUCGACUAAAGCGACUUGGAAUCGACAAAUCAGACCCUGCAGCCCUUACACCUGAGGACGUUCACGCCUUCGUCUGGCUUGACCUGGACCCUGCAAAGGUCACUUGGCAGAGAGUGGUCGACACCAACGACCGCUUCCUGCGGAGCAUCACGGUCGGCCAGGCGAGCACGGAGAAAGGUCACAGCCGCCAGACUCAGUUCGAUAUCGCCGUUGCCAGUGAGAUCAUGGCCAUUCUGGCUCUGACCGACAGCCUGGCUGAUAUGAAGACCAGGCUCGGCCGCAUGGUGGUGGGCACCAGCAGAAGCGGUCGGCCUGUAACGGCUAAUGAUCUUGGGGUAACUGGAGCUCUGGCUGUACUGAUGAAGGACGCAAUCAAACCCACCCUGAUGCAAACGCUGGAGGGCACGCCGGUGUUUGUGCAUGCCGGACCUUUCGCUAACAUCGCCCAUGGAAACUCAUCAGUGCUGGCAGACCAGCUGGCGCUCAAACUGGUGGGAGAGGACGGAUAUGUGGUGACUGAAGCGGGUUUCGGUGCAGACAUCGGCAUGGAGAAGUUCUUCAACAUUAAAUGCAGAGCUUCUGGACUGAAGCCAGACGUGGUGGUGCUGGUCUCCACCAUACGAGCUCUGAAGAUGCACGGCGGGGGUCCAAACGUAACACCAGGGGUGCCACUGCCAAAAGAAUACACAGACGAGAAUCUAGAGCUGGUCUCGGCGGGCUGCAGUAACCUGAAGAAACAGAUUCAGAUCGCUCAUCUGUUCGGGGUUCCUGUGGUUGUGGCUCUCAACAUAUUUAAGACCGACACGGACGCCGAGGUCGACCUGGUGUGUCGUAUAGCCGAGGCCUCGGGGGCUGCAGCCGCGGUGCCGUGUCAUCACUGGGCGCGAGGCGGACGGGGUUCGGUGGAGCUGGCGCGUGCCGUAAAGGAAGCAGCAGCGCUGGAGAAACAUUUUAACUUCCUGUACGACCUGCAGACCCCAAUAGUAGAGAAGAUUCGCACCAUUGCGCAGAAGGUUUACGGAGCUGAUGACAUCGAAUUAUCACCCGAAGCCAAAGCUAAGAUCGAGUACUAUACCCAACAGGGUUUUGACUCUUUACCAAUCUGCAUGGCCAAGACCCACCUGUCUCUGUCUCACGUGCCUGAGAAGAAGGGCGUGCCCACCGGUUUCACCCUUCCCAUCAGAGACGUCCGUGCCAGCAUCGGAGCCGGGUUCAUUUACCCGCUGGUCGGAACGAUGAGCACCAUGCCAGGUCUGCCCACGCGACCCUGUUUCUACGAUAUCGAUCUGGAUCCUGUUACAGAGGAGAUAACCGGGCUCUUCUGAACCUCUUCAUAUCCGACACUACCUCUCAGUGACGCCACGUUUUCCACGCUGGAGUGACAGAUCAACCCGACGCCAGUGUAACGUGUCAUCCUGGCAUGUAGAGGACCGAACAGUCCCAUGGACGCGUUUAUAUACUGUAUUAAUCUUUUUAUUAUUUGUGUUAUCACGUCUGCUGUUGUGUGCUUUGUUUACAGACAUGAAAAAAUCUCACGUUAUUGUUUAUAAUUCUUGUUUUUAAUGUUUCACUGUAGAUUUAAUGUUUACAUGUAGAUUUACUUUACAGCUUUUAUUAUUUUAACAGCUGAUUUGAUUUGUGUGUUUAAACAAGAGCUAUGAGGCCAGUUUCUGUAAAUGGGUGUGUUUUACAUUACAAACCACCUGUUUUUGUUCUAGACGGGUUAAAGUACAUGGUUAAAGUGAUCCCCAAAUGGGUUCAAUAUUGUUGUUUCAUGGUUUUAUUUCCUUUUUAAACUUCGAUAAAGCUUUUUUGGUUCAUUUUGCAUUAAUGUGUUUAUUUAGGGUGGCGCAGUGGGUAGUGAUGUCACUUUAUAGCAAGAAGGGAAUGGGUUUGAUUGGUAGUCAGGGUCCUUUCUAUGUGUACUUUGUGUGGGUUUCCUCCAGGUGCUCCGGUUUCCUCCCACAAAUCCAAAGACCAACUGGAGCUGUGUGUUUGAAGUGUGUGUGUUUAUUCCCUGUGAUGGCCUGGCGACCUGUCCGAUGUGUUUCCUACUUUUUACCCAAUAAAUCAGACCCACUGCGCCCCUGACCAGGAUAAAUUUAUUUGUUUGUGUACGAUGCCUUACCAUGAGCACAAAUUGCUUACGUUUGGAUUAAACUUGCUGGGUUGUGCCCUGACA